Coccidioides posadasii C735 delta SOWgp is the source of this 3225-nucleotide messenger RNA. RefSeq lists its product as uncharacterized. Gene Ontology annotation, cellular component: membrane. Gene Ontology annotation, biological process: intracellular calcium ion homeostasis; monoatomic cation transport; transmembrane transport. Lineage: Eukaryota; Fungi; Ascomycota; Eurotiomycetes; Onygenales; Onygenaceae. Gene Ontology annotation, molecular function: monoatomic cation transmembrane transporter activity. The record is from RefSeq and is a predicted model, not a curated record.
GACAGACCAGCAUGAAGGGGUGCAAGUGGCCGUUGAUCUGAAUUGUUUUUGCAUCAAAACCCACUUGAUCUCUUCCGUUGCAGCCAUGGGAUGAACUUGGACUUGGCCUUUUGAACCCGUCUCUUAAAUUCUGUUUCUCGCGCAGAGCGUUUUUCUUUCCCCCCACACCAGGAUGCAGCCAGAAUGGAGGGCCCUUGGAAUUCCGCGUCCAUUGCACCCCCGAGAACCCGACGCCGACAUUCUGCCCGCCCUUUCUACCUUGUGUUGACGGUGAUCCUAGUCCUCGCCACUGCAACCCUCUUCAUACCUUCCUCGAUCAAUGCAGGUGGUUCUGCAAAACUAUCAAAAAUACAGAGAAGAUGGGAACUAGAGCCUGCAGCAUUGCUGAACGAUGAACAUGAUAGGUGUCGCCUCGUUCACAAGGCCCAGGACAAAUGUGCGUUCGUCCUCGCGAACUGUGACGACCACGAAGUCGGGCUCCUGUCCUAUCUCCAGCUAUAUUACUGCAGACUCCCGCAGACGAAACCCUUGGCAUUCGUUAUCAUAGCUCUAUGGCUGUCCCUUCUUUUUAGUACCAUUGGGAUUGCCGCCAGUGAUUUCCUUUGCGUGAACCUCAGUACCAUAGCAAGUAUCCUCGGAAUGAGCGAGAGCUUGACUGGCGUGACUUUUCUGGCCUUUGGGAAUGGCAGUCCUGACGUUUUUUCCACCUUCGCGGCUAUGAGCUCGAACAGCGGCAGCUUGGCUAUCGGUGAAUUGAUCGGAGCCGCUGGCUUCAUUUCAGCCGUUGUGGCGGGCUCGAUGGCUUUGGUAAGACCCUUUAGAGUGGCGCGACGGAGUUUCGUCCGUGACAUCGCAUUCUUCACAUGUGCGGCCACGGUCAGUUUGGUAUUCAUAGCGGAUGGCAAGCUCUAUAUAUGGGAAUGUGUCCUGAUGAUCGGUUUUUACAUCUUCUAUGUGGUGACCGUUGUGACGUGGCAUUGGUAUCUGGGUCGUCAAAGACAGAAACGUGAAAGAGACUUAAUGGCCAGGGCGCACUUCCAUAUACCUCAGAAUCAGGAAUUGGAUAUUCAAGAAGUGCCGGAAGACGAAGACGCCCCUAUGGCGGCAGCGCAACGCUCACUUCUUGGGCCAUCUGAAGAAGAUUUCAAUGCAUUGGAGAGAUCCGAAGUUCCACGCUGGAAGGUCGAAGAUGAGGAUGAUGACGAGACGCGAGAUCGAUGCCUUGCGGAAUUGCAGGGAAACAUGCGCGUUAGCAGGGCUCCUGCUGGACAGAGAGGAGCCGCAAUGGGCCCGAUCCGUCCAAGCUUAGUCGGCGCAUUGGAAUUUAGAUCCGUUCUCUCCUCUCUUCGACGGUCGCAGAGUUUUCAGUCCGGUCGGAUUCGCUUACAAAGGUACUCUGACGAUCCUGGUUAUCCGCAGACUCUCCCUGACACCUUAAAUCCUCCAACGCCAUAUGUCCACGGUCGAGCACGAGCUGUCUCGGCGAACCCUCCCGUCCGGGUUCAUUUACAUGGUACCCAGCAAGGCGGAACCGCGUCGGAAAGAGCUUCACCUAUCGCAUCGCGCCGACUAGGUUAUCACUCCCCCACAUCUGCAGGCCGAGAUCAUCUGCUUUUCGCAUCACCUACCUCAUCAGGAUACCCCUCAAGAUCUCAAAGCCCACUACCGGGAGAGCGAAGUGAGACACCCAAUUUCCUGGCCCCCCCGGAAGGGCUCUUUCGGCCUCCGAAUUAUCACAGUGAAAGGGGAGACGCACACGGCAGGGAGAGUCCUAUUCCAGCGUCCCCACUCUCUCCGCAUGCAAACCCACCAAAUAUGACUUCAACAAGUGGCGCCUGGUCUACAGGCUCUCACAGCCCUACCGUUUCAUUUCCGCCAUAUCAAGACGACGAUGCUGCUUCGGAUCGUUCUCGAAUCCCUAGCGUGAGGUUGUCUCUAGAAAGGCGGUCUGCUGGAUCGGUGUGUACGUCAGAACAGUAUAUUCACAGCCAUCAUGAAGAAAGACCGUUGGCAUGGUGGCCAUAUCGUUAUAUGCCUCCACCUUAUCUCCUAAUGUCUACGCUGUUCCCAACUCUGGUUGGUUGGAGAGAAAAGUCAAUCUGGGAACAGUUCCUGGGAAUCACUGCUGCUCCGAGCGUAUUUUUUUUGACAAUUACAUUGCCAGUUGUUGAACUUCCAGAAGCGGAAUCGGAAGACGAAUACAUACCUGUGCUCGCCUCGCCGUUAUUAUUACCGAGCGAGAAUCCUAGGAUAGAGAGCCCAGACUUGUAUCCUAUCGAUUCCAUCGAGGGUGAUACUGAAACUCGCCUCGAUCCGCCUAUGUUAAAUGGCCCGCAAAGCGAUGAUAACGACUCCGAAGACCGACGACCAAAGCUUCUUCUGCAAGUACAUUCAUGUCAUCGACAAGACUCCGAAGCCCCCGUUUUGCCUGCUCAACUGGAACAGGGCCCUUCAGUUCCCAAGCCAUGGAAUCGCUGGCUUCUUACUCUCCAACUCAUCACCUCACCUUUCUUCAUCACGUUGACUGCCUGGGUUAACCUUGACUCAGAUAUGAACGGACGAAACCUGCUUAUACCUGGGCUUGUCUCCCUGCUCGUAUCCGCCCUCCUCCUCACCUUCCUAAUAUUCACAACUACACCCACAACGAAGCAACUUCCUACUCGUGCUCGCCCAUUUGUAGCCUUUCUCGGCUUCUUGGUAUCCAUCGCUUGGAUUUCCACUCUCGCGACGGAGGUCGUGAAUGUGUUGAAAUCCAUUGGUGUUAUUCUCAGCAUCAGCGACUCUUUGCUCGGACUUACUGUCUUUGCUGUCGGGAACUCCCUUGGCGACCUUGUCGCCGAUGUCACUGUCGCUAGAUUGGGAUACCCUGUGAUGGCCCUCAGCGCAUGCUUCGGAGGACCUAUGCUCAAUAUCCUUAUUGGCAUCGGUGUUGGUGGGUUAUAUAUGACCCUCAGCCCGAAUCAACCGUCAAGCACUUUCUCACCUACUCCUUCCGGCUUGAAUGCACUCAUAGCACGAACUAUAUCAGCCUCUCGGGAGCCAUAUCGUAUCUCUGUUUCGAAGAGUUUACUCGUCAGUGGCGCGAUGCUGUUGGCUACGCUCCUGGGCCUGCUCAUCGUUGUACCGCUUAAUGGCUGGAGGAUGGACCGGAAAAUCGGACUAGGCUUGGUGAUGCUGUGGUGUGUCAGUACACUCUCUAAUGUAAUUGUUGAGAUAUUUUCAUGA